AUGGCGACAGUCGCAGUCAAAGGCCAUUCUUCCGAUCCUGCCUCCGCUCUGCUCAUAGCACAGCAGGCUCCCUCGAUCCUUGCAAAGUCGUCAUCUGUCAGUACGACCUUUCCUGCAUCAAUGUUCAACACGGCGGAUUCCGCUGAACUAUGGGACGAACUUGAACAACUCCUCUAUGCCUGCCUACGGACAGGGGACGACAAGUCUGCUUUUCUAUGUGUGGAGCGAUUGAGUCACCGGUUUGGGUCAACCAAUGAAAGAGUUAUGGCCUUGAGAGGGCUAUAUCAGGAAGCCACGGCUGCAGAUGAAAUGGCACUGCGGAGGAUAUUAGAAGACUAUGCCAGAAUACUGAUGGAGAAUCCCAUGAAUGUCCCCAUUCAUAAGCGACGAAUUGCGCUUAUGAGAAGCCUGGGGAGGCCGCAAGAUGCUAUCAAGGACCUGGUGGAAUUUGUUGAUUCCUUUCCCACCGACAUGGAAGCGUGGUGUGAGUUGAGCGACCUCUAUCGCUCGCAGGGAAGCCUUCCACAAGCUAUCUUUUGCCUGGAGGAGGCCGUAAUCAUCGCUCCCAAUGCAUGGAACCUUCAUGCACGACUCGGCGAACUCGAGUAUCUGGCUGCCAUGUCGUCAACGGAGAGUGCCGGCGUGGAGAAGCACCUGUCACAGGCAAUUCAGCGAUUCAGUCGAAGCAUUGAACUUUGCGACGACUAUCUGCGGGGGUUCUACGGGCUUAAGUUGGCCACGGACAAGCUCCUGCUGACCAACACGACAUCAAAGGGGAACACCAGCUCGCCGAUCACCCCAGACAAGUUGCAGAAAUUGAACCAGUUGGCCACGUCAAAACUGGAGGCUAUCAUCAAGGACCGCAGCGGACCAAGAUCCUCCGGGACCGAUCAGUCGGAAGUUAUUGCAGCCCAGGAAUUGUUGAACAGAUCCAAGGGCUGA
Messenger RNA from Cladophialophora psammophila CBS 110553, 942 nucleotides. RefSeq lists its product as uncharacterized. Gene Ontology annotation, biological process: protein folding in endoplasmic reticulum. NCBI's taxonomy places the organism in Eukaryota, Fungi, Ascomycota, Eurotiomycetes, Chaetothyriales, Herpotrichiellaceae. The record is from RefSeq and is a predicted model, not a curated record. The coding region runs from base 1 to 942 and encodes 313 amino acids. Gene Ontology annotation, molecular function: protein binding. The transcript has a single exon. Gene Ontology annotation, cellular component: EMC complex.